Molecule: messenger RNA, 1584 nt
Organism: Maudiozyma saulgeensis
Lineage: Eukaryota; Fungi; Ascomycota; Saccharomycetes; Saccharomycetales; Saccharomycetaceae
Source: the annotation of a GenBank genome assembly
AUGACUAUCUCUCAAUUACUUAAAGAGAGAGUUAGAUAUGCUCCAUAUUUGAAAAAAGUUAAACUAGCAGAUGAAUUAAUUCCAUUAUUUAAACAUGGUCAAAAUUUAGGUUGGUCAGGUUUCACAGGUGUCGGUACACCAAAAGCUGUGCCUGAGGCUCUAGUAAGACACGUUGAGAAAAACAAUUUACAAGGAAAAUUAGCUUUUAAUUUAUUUGUUGGUGCUUCAGCAGGUCCAGAAGAAGAUGCUUGGGCAACUCAUGACAUGAUUCUAAGAAGAGCCCCACAUCAAGUUGGUAAACCAAUAUCAAACGCAAUUAAUGAUGGUAGAAUACAAUUCUUUGAUAAACAUUUAUCAAUGUUUGCUCAAGAUUUAACUUACGGGUUUUAUACAAAGGAUAGAACUGAUCCACAUGCUUAUCUAGACUAUACAAUUAUUGAAGCAACCGCAAUUAAAGAAGAUGGUUCAAUUGUACCAGGUCCCUCUGUUGGUGCAUCUCCUGAAUUUAUUUCUUGUAGUGAUAAAGUUAUCAUUGAAGUUAAUACUGCAACACCAUCUUUUGAAGGUUUACAUGAUAUUGAUAUGCCUGUAAACCCACCUUUUAGAAAACCUUAUCCUUAUGUUAAUGUUACCGAUAAAGGUGGUUUAGAUUCUAUUCCAGUUGACCCUGAAAGAGUCGCCGCUAUUGUGGAAAGUACCACAAGAGAUAUUGUCGGUCCAAAUACUCCAUCUGAUGCAAUGUCAAAGGCAAUUGCAAGUAAUUUAGUCGAUUUCUUUAGACAUGAAGUUAAAAUGGGUAGAUUACCUGAAAAUUUACAUCCUUUACAAAGUGGUAUUGGUAAUGUAGCAAAUGCAGUUAUUGAAGGUUUAACUGAUGCUAAUUUUAAACAUUUAACAGUUUGGAGUGAAGUUCUUCAAGAUUCCUUCUUAGAUUUAUUUGAUAAUGGUACUUUAGAUUAUGCCUCUGCAACUUCUGUAAGACUUACAGAGGAUGGAUUUAAAAGAUUAUUUGCAGAUUGGGAAAAUUUUAAAAAUAAACUAUGUUUAAGAUCUCAAGUUGUUUCAAAUAAUCCAGAAUUGAUUCGUCGUUUUGGUGUUAUUGCAAUGAAUACACCUGUUGAAGUUGAUAUUUAUGCUCAUGCUAAUUCAACUAAUGUUAAUGGUUCAAGAAUGUUACAUGGUUUAGGUGGUUCAGGUGAUUUCUUAAGAAAUGCUAAAUUGUCUAUCAUGCAUACACCAUCAGCUAGACCAACAAAGACUGAUCCAACUGGUAUUUCUACUAUUGUACCAUUUGCAUCCCAUAUUGAUCAUACUGAACAUGAUUUAGACGUAUUAGUUACCGAUCAAGGUUUGGCUGAUUUAAGAGGAUUGUCUCCAAAGGAAAGAGCUCGUGAAAUCAUUAACCAAUGUGCUCAUCCAGAUUAUAAGGAUUUGUUAACUGACUAUUUAGAAAGAUCAGAACAUUAUGCAGCUAAAAAGAAAGCUUUACAUGAACCACAUAUGUUAAAGAAUGCUUUUAAAUUCCAUAAUAAUUUAGUAGAAAAAGGUACUAUGAAAGUUGAUGCCUGGGACCCUGUUGAGUAA